Messenger RNA from Oryzias latipes (Japanese medaka), 2407 nucleotides. RefSeq names its product immunoglobulin-like domain containing receptor 1a (gene ildr1a). Gene Ontology annotation, cellular component: plasma membrane. Gene Ontology annotation, molecular function: high-density lipoprotein particle receptor activity. The record is from RefSeq and is a predicted model, not a curated record. Lineage: Eukaryota; Metazoa; Chordata; Actinopteri; Beloniformes; Adrianichthyidae.
GAUAGUCCUCCGCCAGCCUUUUCCAAGACAAGUUCGUCUCCGUGGCUCUAGCACUCUCUGACGAUCCCUAUCUACACAAACCAGGAUAAAAGCGCCAGAAAUGCUUUUCGAGGACAGACAGUGAAGUUUCCGCGGAAGGAUAAACAGCUACGCGAUCAUGGAAAAUUUGUUCGUGGUGUCGCUUCUGCUGGUGCACCUGCCGACAGAGCUGCUGUCCGUUCAGGUGGUGGUCCCGCAGACGGAGAGGAGUACCAUGCUCUUCUCUAAUGUGAUUCUGUACUGCGACUACUCAACUUCAGCCAGUUCUCAGGACGUCCUGGUCUCAUGGAAGUUCAAAUCCUUCUGCAAAGACCCCGUGCUGGAGUACUACUCCACAGCCUACCAGGCAGCCCUCCAGCUGGGUCAGGACCCCGCCAACGACUGCCCCGACAGACAGCGUACUGUUCGCACUGUGGUGCAGAAGAGGGGCGGCAAUGAGCCCGUUCUGGGCGUGGAGUACCGAAACCGCAAAAUUACCAUCCAGAACAAGGCUGACCUGGUCAUAAACGAGGUGAUGUGGUGGGACAAUGGGAUGUAUUACUGCUCCAUCGAUGCAGCCGGAGACACCACCGGAGACUCGGAUCGGGAAAUCAAGCUCAUCGUUUUCCACUGGCUGACCGUUCUGCUGAUCAUCAUGGGCGCCCUCCUCCUCAUCAUGCUCUGCUGCAUUUGCUGCUGUCAGUGCUGUCCGCAGAAGUGCUGCUGCUACGUCCGCUGCCCCUGCUGCCCUCAGACCUGCUGCUGCCCAGAAAAAGCUGUGAUGCAGCACCGGAUGGUCCGGGAGGCUCAGAAGGCCAUGGCUCCUUGGAUGAAGGGUCAGCCGAUUUACGCUCCCAUCAGCUCCAACAUGUCCUCCCAGGGCGGGCCCUUGCUUUAUCCAGGGUUCUACUCGGACUACCCGACCAAACAAAGCUUUGCCAUGACCCCCAUGCAGCCGUCUCCCAUGGCGCUGCAGCAGCAGGCUCCUCCUCCACCGCCGCAUCAAUACAGCGGCAGCUUUCAGGGCAGCAUUCAAGGCACCAACCAGGUGCUGGACUUCCUGGAGAACCAGGUGAAGGGGCUUGACGUUGGGGUGCCUCAGAUGUCUCCCUAUGCUCAUCAGAUCAUGUUUCAACCCCAACCGCGGUUGGAGCCAGCCCCUCAUGCAGUCCCGUAUGCACCGGGGCCCCCGAGUAUGCUGUCUGCUCUGGAUGAGAUGGGGGUCAAAGGGGUGGAGAGAAGGGUGAUCACUCUGCCCCCCAUCGUUCAGCGUAUUCCCGGCUUGUCGUCACAUGGGGGGGCUGCAGGCAGACACGGAGCCCGGGGCUACAGGGCGUCCAGCCACUCUAGCGGGAGUACCAACCCCUCUGCCCGUGGGUAUGCAGACAACACCCCCGCCCGGCAUGGAAUCCUGCGGGAUUACAGCGAUGAUUCCGAUUUGGACUUCAGGCGGGGAAGAGCGCCUCACAGGGGCUCAAGAAAUGAGGGGGGAGGCUCAUCUGGAAGGAGCAGGGGUGGGUCCAGACCUCGCACCCGCAGCCAGGACGACCUGUUGGAGGAGAUGUACGAGAGAGCAGCUCGCAAGGGGAGGAGCCUCACCCCCCCACAGCGGCCCAAAGAGCCCUGGAGCUCAGAUGAGGAGGACCGCAGGAGGAGAAAAGGAGGAAGAGGGAAGGGGUGGACAGAGCAGCCGCCCAGCUACUCCACCAUCGACAUCCAGCAUGGAAACAGCAGCUCCCACAAGAACUACGCCCCGCUGUCUGAUAGAGGCUCCCAUAGCAGCUCCAGCGUAGUCAUCUGAAACAUUUCUCACCUUCACUUGUCCUGAAUAUUUCCACAACCGUGACAAGGAAGUUGGCAACUUAACCUUUUGAGUAAGCUGAAGCCGCUGUGAUGAAAACAGUCGGGGUGGAUGGGGGGGGGAGUACUCAGGCAUUCUGCACUUCACUGCACUGCUGCAAGGCAUUGCAACAACAUUACAUGUUUUUAAUUCAUUGUUUAUAACAGUAAUAACUAAAAAUUGCUCUUGUUCAACAUAUAAAUAUCACUUUUGCAUCAAACAGUUCCAGGCAGACUGCUGAAACUGAGGAAUUUGAUGAACUUUUAAUGAAGUACAAUGUUUUUUUUACUUUUAUUUUUGUGUAAGUUUUUUAUGUUGAAUGUCUGUAGUGAUGUGAGAGGCAGCAAUAUUCAGAGAUUAUACUCCUGUUUGUUGUGGAAAUCAGUUGUAGACGUCUGAUGUGAAGUAAAUGCCGAAUAAUUUUGUGAUUGUCUAUAACAUUUUCAUUGUCACAAAAAAUUGUUGUUAAAUCUUUGUAAUAAAGUGCUUUAGAUGUUGUAACUUCAAAUUUGUCUUACUUAAAUGUAUUAAAAAUGUUUACAGUAAAGG